Molecule: messenger RNA, 1095 nt
Organism: Setaria italica (foxtail millet)
Lineage: Eukaryota; Viridiplantae; Streptophyta; Magnoliopsida; Poales; Poaceae
Product: pyridoxal phosphate homeostasis protein
Exons: 7
Coding region: 137-868 (243 amino acids)
Cellular component (GO): intracellular anatomical structure
Molecular function (GO): pyridoxal phosphate binding
Source: RefSeq, a predicted model, not a curated record
CUUACCAAGACAGACUGAUAGAGGAAUCAGAGCUCUGACUCUCUGUCUCUGAGCGCGGCUCCCACCAGGCCACUACCAACCCCUCGCGGUGGCGUCGGCGGCGGAGGCCGGAUCGUCGGGGGCGGCGGAGGAGGAGAUGGCGUCCGUGGCUGCGGCGGAGGGCGCGGCGGCGGCGCUCCGCUCGGUGCUGUCGCGGGCGCAGCAGGCGGCGGCGCGGGCGGGGCGCGCGCCGGGGUCCGUGCGCGUGGUGGCGGUCAGCAAGACCAAGCCGGUGCCCGUCAUCCGCGGCGUCUACGACGCUGGCCACCGCUGCUUCGGCGAGAACUACGUCCAGGAGCUCAUCGACAAGGCGCCUCAGCUUCCUGAGGAUAUCGAGUGGCACUUCAUUGGGAACUUGCAAAGCAACAAAGCCAGAGCCCUACUUGCUGGCGUGCCAAAUCUUGAUAUGGUUGAGAGUGUAGAUGACCAGAAGAUUGCUAGCCGUCUUGAUCGUGUGGUAGCUGACUUGGGGAGAAAACCCCUUAAGAUUUUGGUCCAAGUCAACACUAGUGGAGAGGAAUCAAAAUUCGGGGUAGAUCCGUCAGGAUGUGUGGAAUUGGCUAAGCAUGUCAAAUUGAACUGCCCGAACCUUGUGUUUUCUGGCUUGAUGACAAUCGGGAUGCUUGAUUACUCCUCAACUCCAGAGAAUUUCAAGACACUGGCUAAUUGCCGGAAAGAGGUUUGCAAGGAGCUUGGCAUACCCGAAGAGCAAUGCGAGUUGUCGAUGGGCAUGUCUGCUGAUUUUGAGCAAGCGAUUGAAAUGGGCAGCACAAAUGUAAGGGUAGGAUCAACCAUAUUCGGUGCUAGAGAGUACCCAAAGAAGAACUAGGAUGAUUGUACACUCAGGUUUUGUUGUGACUGCCGCAUGCACAGAACAUUGAGGAGUAUCCUUCAGCAGUUGCAAUAUUUGAUAAUAUAUGUGUGUGUGGUAUGUCCCCAUUUUGGCCGUCAGAAAACAUUUUGACACUUCAUAUACCAUGUGCUACAAAUAAAGGCAUUGGUUUGCCAUUGGGCGCCUUUUUAUUCAACCAAUAAAGAUUGCACAUGAGUUGUUAA